AUGCUUCGAGUCUUUACUUCCGCUCUUUUGCUCGGUCUCCUCACCCAGGUGGUGCUCUGUCAGGACACUAACCUAAGGGAGGUAAAACAAGCAUUCGACGACGCUAACAUUCCGGAAGAUAUCGAUCUCCCGUUUGACCCUAUGUUCCUCCUUGAAGUUUCGUUCCCCCAAACAUUAGGCCCUGCGAUCGUACUCAAGGCGGGCGUCCAGCUUCCUCGCAAUGCAACCGUCGGACCGCCUUUAUUUGCCAUCUCUGGAUACGGCAUCAGGGAUGGGCCCUUUGUCAUCGCAACUGUUGACCCCGACGCUCCCACUCCGCAGAAUCCAACGAAUGCCCAAAUUCGGCACUUCCUCGGAGGAAACUUCGAACCAUCCCGCCGCUCUCCAGGUCGCGCCGUCCUAACGAACACGACGGCAGCUAUUUCGGACUGGCGUCAGCCUACCCCUCCUGCUGGUUCCGAUGCUCACAGAUAUAUUUUCCUGGUGUUCAAUCAGCCACAGGGCUUCAAUGACCAGACUCUCGUCAACGCUACUACACCUGUCGCACUGUUCAACAUCAGCGCCUUUGGUGAAGCGGUUGGCCUCGGAAGUCCCAUUGCAGGAACGUUCAUGUUAGUGGCUCCAGAUCCCGCGUAG
Messenger RNA from Guyanagaster necrorhizus, 636 nucleotides. RefSeq names its product PEBP-like protein. Lineage: Eukaryota; Fungi; Basidiomycota; Agaricomycetes; Agaricales; Physalacriaceae. Bases 1 to 636 code for a protein of 211 amino acids. The transcript has 4 exons. The record is from RefSeq and is a predicted model, not a curated record.